This is a messenger RNA of Alosa alosa (allis shad), 1384 nucleotides long. RefSeq names its product chromosome 2 CXorf58 homolog (gene c2hxorf58). Gene Ontology annotation, molecular function: protein binding. The transcript is spliced from 9 exons. NCBI's taxonomy places the organism in Eukaryota, Metazoa, Chordata, Actinopteri, Clupeiformes, Clupeidae. The coding region runs from base 118 to 1245 and encodes 375 amino acids. The record is from RefSeq and is a predicted model, not a curated record.
GUGUGGUGUAGAAUGUGAUGGUAAAAAAAUAUGCAGAAGCGAGCUUGUGCUGUUGCCCUGACAACAAACGUCCACAACCCUCACCCAGGCUUGCUAUCUACUGACUAGCGAGCAGCGAUGGAUUCUAACGUCAGGCUAUUUAGUUUUGACCUCCAACAGACAGUUCGUGCUGCUAUGAAGAUCCAGAAAUUCUGGAGGUCCUACCAGGACAGGACUCUGUUCCACCUGCUUCUUCAGACAGUUCGGAAGGCACUCUCUAAUCCUGAAUGGCCUUCCCGAGUGCCCCAGGAGAGUUCGCUGACUCCUGCCGUCCUACGCCAGCUAAACCCUAGAGAGGCCCAACUCCUCAGAGACCCCAGCAUGCACUGCAAGGUGCGCUUCAGGUUCUGUGGGUCUCAGUUCCCACCCAUCAUCGUCUUUAAGAUUUUCCAGAGUGGCGGUAGACAGCACUACAUCUCAGGGAAGAAAAUAUUCAGGCCGUACAAUCAGGCCACACCCCAGACCUGCAAAAUCAUGGGAAACAGGAAGUUCCUGGACCUGCUGGUUACGGAUGAGCUGCUGCAUCUCGGGCAGCGUGUUGCUGAUGCAGCUGAUGUCGUCUGCAUGAGAGACUUCAUGCAGUAUUCCAGUCAUCUUGACGAACUGCCGGCAUACCUUGGUGGCCGUAGCAACAGCUGGCGUACCCUGAGACUCCAUCCUCUCCCUGGCCCCACCCUGAACUACGCCCACCUGCCCCUGGGGAGAACCGGCCCAGCGGGUGCACACCUGAGGCCAGACCUCCUCCAGGGGGUGCUGCAGGGUUGCCACGCUGCUGGGGAGACUGAGACUCCUGGAGGAGGAGCUAGAACACUCAGGUCUCCGGCAGCUCGUCCAUCGUCCUUUGCCUCGGUUCCUUCCUCCGAGAGAAAUCACUCCCAUCGGCAGACACCAUCCUCCUCACGAGCGUCUUCAGUACCCUCUUCCUCUCGGAGGUCUGGAAAAUUCCACCGUGCCAUCUCCAUGAAGAUGCGCCAGCUCUACAUCUCUGGCCACCAUAACAAAGCUCACCAACUGAGCCCAGAUUCGCCCCUGAGGGUCAGGCCAACGGACACGGUCCCUGAGGGUAAGGAGGAGGGGUUUAACAGGAGCCCCUCCCCUUUCUCAAACAAUUCAGACUGGGAGAAGGAACAGGAAGAAGCAGACAGACUGUGUGAUUGGUCAAGGAAUUUGGGGGAAUUUGAGGAUGAUAUUGAGCCAAUGAUCUGAUGCUUGUUGUUUUAAUAGCUAUGGUGUUAAUGAUUAUUGUGCAACAACAAACAAGGACUUCCUUUACACCAUGCAAACAAUAUACUUUACAAUACAACAUAUGGGGCUCCAUAUGGAAUAAUAAAUGAAAAUAAUGAAA